Messenger RNA from Esox lucius (northern pike), 4712 nucleotides. RefSeq lists its product as uncharacterized. Gene Ontology annotation, biological process: protein transport; protein linear polyubiquitination. Gene Ontology annotation, molecular function: K48-linked polyubiquitin modification-dependent protein binding; K63-linked polyubiquitin modification-dependent protein binding; ubiquitin protein ligase activity. The record is from RefSeq and is a predicted model, not a curated record. The transcript is spliced from 21 exons. The coding region runs from base 356 to 2962 and encodes 868 amino acids. Gene Ontology annotation, cellular component: LUBAC complex. Lineage: Eukaryota; Metazoa; Chordata; Actinopteri; Esociformes; Esocidae.
CCGGACAGUGUUGAGGUUUGAUAACGUCUGGAACCUCAUGCAAUAGUCCUUCUUUUGGCCCAAGAGCAACCCCGAAGCAAGUGUUUCACUGGCAGCAAUGAUGAUAUCCACCCAAAUAUUUACAAGCGUGUUCAGUACGUCAUAUUUCAGCAAGAUCUUUUUUGUGUGCUGCGCGCUGUCAUUCAAGACUACGCCAUGCACUUUUGCGUACUGUUAAUGCGCGGUUCUCGAUGACGUAAAAAAACCCAGAAACAACUUCAUUGCAGGAUUAGUAGUGUCAGAUUUUGUUGUCUAAUUUUUUAAUGUCGAUUCACAAUGUCACCUUUCCUAAGAUUAAAAGGGUGAAAUAUUAAAGAUGCCUAGGGUCCCAGGAAACCUUGAGUAUGAAACACUGACCGAGUGUAAGUACAGCUUCCCUGGGGAAGUUGUGAGCGAUAUUAAGAGUGCCACAGCCACAUAUGGAGACCUGCGUACAUAUGUGGACUUCUACUGUUUUCCCAACAAGGAAAGGAAGAGACUAGUUUUCUUGGGGGGCACUAUUCCGGUUCAGCUCGAUGGCCACACGUACAAUAUCCCAGUGUGCAUCUGGCUCCACGAAACCCACCCUCAGAGCCGGCCGAGAUGCUAUGUCUGUUCCUCCGCCUCCCUGACCAUCAAUCCCAGAUGCCCGUACGUGGAGGCCUCAGGGCUGGUGACCUUGGACUGCCUCACCAAUUGGAACAGCGGGCUGAGCAACCUGUCAGUGCUCAUCACAGAAAUGAGGUCCGCAUUUCAAAAGGAAACGCCCCUCUACGCUGCAUAUCCAGUCAGAGCUCAGAAACAGCCUGCUGCAGCACGUUCCGGCGUGCCCACAGAGUCUUCAGACCCUGGCAGCCGGCCUCAACUAAACACCUCCACCCCAAAGGCCAGGCGCUCCUCCAUCCCCUCCGCCCUCACCACGGAAACAGCUCUGCUCAGGAGUUUAAAGUCCAGCCAGUCAGGGCCUCUCAGAGAGUCUGGACCAGGUGUAAGGCGGUCCUACACGGAGGAGCUGCUCAGUAUGGGAAUCACCUUUGGCGCACCAGUGGAGGUCCAGUCUCCCUUCUCCUCCACCAACCCCUUCAUCACUACUGCCUCAGUGCCAACUACCGCCCCCAUGGGUGAUGAGGACAUGAACAACCUGUUCAAGAGCCUGCAGCUGGAAAAUGUUGUCAAUAUUUACCAGCUCACCGCCAAAGAAAGAGGUCCGACGCAGGUAGGAGGAGGAGACAGUGGAGGUGGCGACCUAGCCAACGGCCCCGAGGUCACUGGCCCGGUGGACGACCGGCACCGCAUCCUUGUGAGCCGGCUUCCCCGGGGCCAGUCCCCCAGUCACGUGAGGAAUAAGCUCACCCUCUACUUCCAGCGCAGGAGCAAUGGUGGAGGGGAAGUGCUGGAUGUGACCUACCCUUACCCCCCGACCCAGGCCGACCAGGCCUUGGUCACCUUUCGCAGUGUCACGGACGCAGAACAGGUGCUCCUGAAGGCAGACCGGAUUGUGAUUGUGAAUGCUCAGCCGUUCAUGGUCCAGCUGAAGAGGUUUGACAGAGCACAGGUGCCACCCGGUGUCCCCAGCGACAAAGCGGACAUCUUUCAGAGCUUGCUGUCUCUGGAGGGGCGGAGCUUCAGCCCGACCGACGUGGAGGAGGCGGUGAAGUCUUGCCGGGACUUUCCCACGGCCCUGAAGUACCUUUCUCACGAAUGCCCCAUCUGCCGUGAGCAGGUGUCUUUCAGCAAGAUCAUCACCAUGACCCACUGCCCCUGUGCCUUCUGCGAGAGCUGCUUCAAGGCCUACUUCUCCCAGGUCAUCAAGGAGAAGAGCAUCACCCAUGUGGUGUGUCCCCUGUGUGGCCAGCCGGACGUGCGUCAGGGCCAGGGGGGCGUGGAGGUGAUCAUGGACUACUUCAGCCUGCUGGACACCCAGAUCAGACACUAUCUGGGCCCUCAGAUCCACGAGUUGUUCCAGAGGAAGCUCAGAGACCAGGCCCUGCAGGAGAUGCCCAACUUCCGUUGGUGUGCUCAUUGCUCCUUUGGCCUUCUACAUGAGGCUGACCAGCUCAGGAUGGACUGCCCUAGUUGUAAGAAGAGCACCUGCUCCCAGUGCAAGACUGCAUGGGCUCCACAACAUGAGGGACUUUCCUGUGAGAAGUUCAAAGAGUGGCAACUCCACAACAACCCGGAGUACCAGAAAGCAAGACUGGAGUAUGUACUCAGCAGGAAUAAAAUAGAGUGUCCGAAAUGCAGGUUCGUGUUCUACCUCUCCAAGGGGGGCUGUUUGCAUUUCAGGUGCACCCAGUGCCAGCACGACUUCUGUGGGGGCUGCAGCAGGCCUUUCAAACCUGGCCUGGAGUGCGGCUUCUCGGCUGACUGUGGGUCCAAGGGGUUACAUGCCCAUCACCCCAGGGACUGCUUGUACCACCUGAGGGACUGGAACGUGCCCAGACUACACAAGCUGCUCCAGCUUUACAAAGUGCCUCUUGAAGGACUUGUGAAACCCAAAGAUGGCCCGGAAAGGUCCAGCUCACAAGGAGCUUGUGUAGUCCUGGAGUACAAAGAGUCAGGCAGAGAGGACCCCUGCAGUCGACCCCCUCUACCUGAAUACAACGGUUACUGCUGCUUGCACUAUAAAGAAUGUCUAGUUGAGCUGAUCAACGGGAGUCUCGCAGACCCGGCGGCUCUGUACAACAUGGCCGAGAUAGUUGCCGAGCUGCAGAGGUGGCAUGUGCCUGUUCCACAGAGGAACCCUAAGGAACCUGAGGCCCUCUAUAUGCAUCGUCUUAGACAGAUCCUGACUCAGGAGGUUGGCCUGAAGGACCACAAGCUGCCCCCUGUGAGGGUGAAAGAUGACCUUUGCCCUGUGGGGCCCCCCUGGUCUUCUGCUCAGAGCAGCACUCCGAGGCACAACCCAGACAACUCCCAAUUGCUGCUGUUUCUCAACGAGUAAGGCGCUGUGAAAGCCUUUGACAUUAGGCUUGAAAUAAGCCUUGUUCAUUAGGGCACAUUAUGGAAAAUGUUCUGAAAAGCAGUGGAAAAACUAAAACGAGCAUUCAUAGGACAGGUCGGGUAGUGCCUUCUCCUGUUUUUCUGUCUGGUGCUGAGUGAAUAUUACAUUUAGGUUGGUUCCUGGCCUGUCAACUAAAAUUACUGCAUUAAGAGUUUUAUUUUUUUAUGCUGUCCUUGAUCAAGAGUAAUUUAUUUGCAGUUUAUUCAUGACAAACAGCAAAAUUGAAGUUAACACUUCAACAUAGACAGCAUGGUGGCUGUAGACAUUACACUCCCACUGUGGCGAUCAUUAUGAGUGAUCAUUUUACCUAUGAAGAAUUUAGACCACAAAAUGUGAAGUGUAUAAACAGGAUGUAUAAUUUCUCCAGCCACAACUACAGUGACAUUUUCACUUUCUCUCUGUUGUUCUCAGGAUGUCUAAAACAAACAAAAUCAGUAUUUAUUACGUUUAGUUUUAAAUGCUUUUGUGACAUUUACCUGCAUGGAAAUUCCUAUAUACUUUGUGACUAAACUAUUACUGAAUGAUAGGAGCUUCUGGUUAAGCAGAAAGCUAUCGGGUGCGAUGUGUUAUAGUGUGAUUAUAAUGCAUUGUACACUUGUUCCAAUCACAAUAGCCCGAUUUGACUGACUUUAACGCUGGUGGUUCGUUAAUGAAUAAUAAGCGUUAAAAUCAAUAGCCUUUUUGAGUGGAUUGACCUUUUACAUAAUAAAAGCCUUAUGAUAAGACACGAUAAAGGCUCACACAUGGUUAUAAUAAUAAGUAAUAAUAUCUGUCAGCUGUUAACCGUCAUUUACUCACCACCUCUACCAUAUUAUUACUGAGCACUUUUAUUCUUAAACAGGGACUUUUAUUCUUAAAGGGGGAAAGCAUACAUGUGGGAGGAGUCAUAGUUGUAAGACCCAUCUGCAUCUAUCUGGAGCUUGAACACUCCUGAAUAAGACCCUUUUUUCAGCUGAAUAAAAUCACACUCAUUUUAUUAUUUUACAUGCAGGCUAGCCUUUUUCAUAAUGGAUCUUGUUUCGUAGGCUGACCACAUGGUUUGGCUAACUCUGUUAGCACACACCCCCCACUUUGAAGUCCCAAAAGUUUACAUUUAAAAUCAUUUUGGUGACGGUUGAGUUUAGUGUAAGGAGUGGUCUAAGACACUGAUAUAUGAUAUCACCAGACAAAGGUUUGGGUCAGUUCAAGUGGUUGUGUCUAAACAAAGACAAGGCAGAUAGUGUAUGGACAAGCCCCGGUCACAUUUAUCCAAACUCAACCUCAUUGUGAUUAAGGGAACAAUUAUCAUGGUUGCUUCCUGUUGUACUUCCUGGUGUACCUAGUGCUCUAACUCUGGUAUUCACUGCUAGGGUGUUCACCACUCCAGCAUUCAGAGGAGCGCUGUUACUUGUGCACCUUGGCUACAAUGUGAAUAUAACGUGUGGGGCAAAACUCCUAGGAACUUACAGAUCCGGGGUCAGUUCAGCCUUUUCCCCACUUACAGUUAAGCCUACAACUACUGUGUGAAGCUGAUCUUAGAUCUGUACUCAUGCAGCCCAACGGAGUGAGGGCGUUAGUAUCUGUGUUUGUAAAAGAUCUGGAAAUAGGUGGACAUUGUGUUGAUUAACACAAUCACAUCAGUAACUAUUAUUCUGGUCCUCUGGGGAAGGACAGGUUCUACUGACUACAGUAAUAAACUCUUAUUUUUCUA